AUGAAAGGCGCUAGAAGCUCGCGGUGUCAGCCAAGGCGGCACAUCCCCGCGGAGUCAGCCAAGGCGCCACAGCCCGCGGAGUCAGCCAAGGAGGCACAGCCCGCGGAGUCAGCCAAGGAGGCACAGCCCGCGGAGUCAGCCAAGGCGGCACAGCUCGCUGAGUCAGCCAAGACGGCACAGCCCGCUGAGUCAGCCAAGGCGGCACAGCUCGCUGAGUCAGCCAAGGAGGCACAGCUCGCGGAGUCAGCCAAGGCGGCACAGCCCGCGGAGUCAGCCAAGGCGGCACAGCCCGCUGAGUCAGCCAAGUCAGCCAAGGCGGCACAGCUCCGCUUAUUAGCGAAAAAAUCUAGCAAAAAGAACGCUGUCUAUAGGUUUGUUUUUGCUGCGGUGGCUCAAGGACCAAUCCCGGAAAACCUGAUUUCGUAA
Hyalella azteca is the source of this 426-nucleotide messenger RNA. Its product is annotated as histone H1-like. The record is from RefSeq and is a predicted model, not a curated record. The coding region runs from base 1 to 426 and encodes 141 amino acids. Lineage: Eukaryota; Metazoa; Arthropoda; Malacostraca; Amphipoda; Hyalellidae. The transcript has a single exon.